CCCGCGUGCCUCAGGCGAUCGACCGCACGAGCUUGAAAAUCCGGUAAAGGUAAAUUGGAAACGCGGUCUACACCUUCUCCAUCGCGUCAGACACGCUUCCUUCGCGUCAAACCUCUCUUUCUUCCCCCAUUUCCCAAUUUGACCCUUGCACUCGCUCCACCAGACCAGACCAGACCGCGCGCAAUCGACAAGAGCGCCGUCGGCCCAGCAAUUGAAGAAAAUCCAAAAAUUGACUCGGUUGCUAUCGACCGAUCGGUCGCCUCGUCGCAAUCCGGUGCGACCACCACCAACAGCCUUGCUAAACCUGGAGCUGGAGCUUUGAUCCCUUCUUUAGUCCCAUUUUGCCAAUUAAGCUGUUCAUCGCCUUCCAUUAAACCAUCAAAUACCUUUUACGAGUACCCUAGUGCAUGAACUGUAUACAGCGACCCUAUUCCACCAAAGCAGCAAACCCAGAUUACUUGCAUUGCUUUCCCCCAGUCGUUCGAUCAUCACCAUCACUGGCGACCUCCAUUGCCCCCCGAGCGUCAUCCUCGUGCGAAACCAGACAUCAUCGUGUCUCCCGCCGGCUACCCCGAUCCUUUCCGGCUCCGGCCACCGCCAGGCCAGACCAUGGUCAAGGCAGCAGCAGCAGCAGCCAGUGCCCCGACUGGGCCUGGCAUCUACAGUGCGACCUACAGCGGGAUACCUGUCUAUGAGUACCAGUUCGGAGUAGAUCUCAAAGAGCAUGUAAUGCGCCGACGUGUCGACGACUGGAUCAACGCAACACAUAUCCUCAAGGCCGCCGGCUUUGACAAACCCGCAAGAACUCGCAUUUUGGAACGCGAGGUACAAAAGGAUCAGCAUGAGAAGGUUCAGGGCGGAUAUGGAAAGUACCAAGGCACAUGGAUUCCUCUGGAAGCAGGUGAGGCUUUGGCCCACCGAAACAACAUCUUCGACAGGUUACGGCCCAUCUUCGAGUUUUCUCCGGGGCCUGAUAGCCCGCCCCCGGCUCCACGACACACGAGCAAACCCAAGCAACCAAAGAAGCCAGCCGUGCCUAGAUUCAACAACAAAGCCCGCGCAGUAGCCAAGCAGGCACCACCACCACCACUGCACUACCAGCCCUCUCUACACCCUCAAGAUGCAUACGAGAACGGAGAGAUGUUGGUUGACGAGGACGACACACCAGAUAACCUGACUGUUGCUUCAGCUUCUUACAUGGCUGAAGACGACCGCCCGGACCUGUCGCACUUCUCAACCGGACACAGGAAACGCAAGCGCGAAGAGCCCACCGAGAGUAUGAUCGAGCAGCAGCAUAGAAUCUACGGUGACGAGUUAUUAGACUAUUUCCUGCUGUCUAGGAACCAGCCGACGCCAGCCAUGCGUCCUGAGCCUCCCGUCAACUUCAGGCCAAACUUCCCCAUAGACGCGGACCAGCAUACAGCCCUCCAUUGGGCCGCCUCGAUGGGCGAUGUCGACAUUAUCAAACAGCUUUUUCAGUUCAAUGCUCAGCCAGAUUCGAGGAACGUGAGGGGUGAGACGCCGCUCAUGAGGGCGGUCACGUUCACCAACUGCUACGAUAAGCAAACCUUCCCCGUCGUGCUCAAGGAGCUCUUCCACACAAUCAACAUCCGCGACCUGUCAGGUUGUACCGCCAUUCAUCAUGCGGCCAUUCUCAAGGGCGGUCGCGUCCACAGUCCAACGUGUUCACGGUAUUAUCUGGACAACAUCCUCAAUAGGUUGCAGGAGACCCAACACGACCCCAACUUUGUUCAGCAGCUCCUCGACGCCCAGGACAAUGAUGGCAACACAGCUGUUCAUCUUGCGGCGCAGCGCGGUUCGAGCAAAUGCAUUCGUGCCCUCCUGGGCCGUGGUGCCAGCACUGACAUUACAAACAACGAGGGCAUGAUUGCUGCAGAUUUGAUCAAGGAGCUCAAUGCCAGCAAGAAGCUGCGCUCUGUGCCACAAAGAUCAUCCUCUCCAUUUGCACCUGAAUCGGCUAGAAGACAGGUUUCCUUUCGCGAUGCGUUGGCUGGUGAUGUCGGCGCGAUGACCAUUGGCGCGGCCAACAGCCACAGCAACAAAAUGACAGCCAGCCUCAAGUCAGAGGCCGCCCUCACCGUGCAGAACCGAAUUACACCUUUGGUCUUUGAGAAGUUCCACGAUCUUGCCAGGUCAUACGAAGACGAGUUCACGAUCAAAGACGAAGCCGAGCGCGAGGCGACACGAAUAUUGUCGAACGCACAAGCUGAGCACACCUCUUUAACAAACAAGCUUGCGGAGCUGGGGUCGCAGCUGUUGCCGCCAGAGCAAGCUUUUGGUAUUGACGGUGAACUCGAGACAGCCACCGGAAAGGUCAAGGCAGUUGUUUGCACACUGAACCGUCUUCAUGUCGAAGGCCUAGUUGAGCGGGAGCUGGACGCAAGCAUGAACGGUGAUUCCAACGGGAACACCAACAGCAUCGAGGAGAGGCUCGCUUUGGCCAACGAGCUUCGCUAUCUUUUAGGCGAGCAGCAAAUGGCGGAGACGGAGUACAUUGAGGCACUCAGCAUGGUCGGCACGGGCGAGAAGAUCGACCAAUACCGGCGACUCCUUAGGAACUGUUUAGGCCCCUUGGCGGAGAACCUCGACGACAACCUGGAGGAGCUUGUUGCUAUCAUGGAAGAAGAGGUGUCGGAUGGCAUGGUAAAUAGUACCGCCGACGGCCCAUCAUCAGUAACAAACGGCCUGGUGGGUGGCGAGACGAUGGACCUUGCGCCACCAACAUCGGCUCUGUAGAGCACGGCCGGAACAUUAGCUUUGUGCCGCACGCCUCCGCUACAAUUGCCUCAUGCCGGCGACUGCCCAACCCGUGUUGACCAUGCGUCUUUUGGUUCACCGCUUUGGAGGUCAUCGUCUCCUCCUGCCUGGGUCGAUCUGUCACCAGGAUUCUCGCCAGUGUCCUCUCGGGGGUCGCCCAUAACUUCACCACCGUCGCAGCAUGUAGACAAAUAUGGCAUGUAUAGUUGCGCCCCAUGACCUUGAUAGCUGGGUUUUUUGCCUCGGGACUAGAAUCCUCACUAUUUGCAGUCAUGGUUCGGUCUUGUACUGUACGAUGACUUAUUUCCUUUCAUUUGUGGUUUUUUCUCCCUUUCCUGCUACUUAAUACGAUUCUACACGGGUGUCAUGAGGCGUUCAGGUGGCCGAUUUCAGGGGACAACAAGUCGCUAGUUCACUUUGUAGAAGUAUAGUAUAAAUACCUUCAGCGAACCACGGUACGCUUUUCUACCAACCAGAUCCCAUGCUCUAGCUUUUGCA
Messenger RNA from Pyricularia oryzae 70-15, 3276 nucleotides. RefSeq names its product transcription factor MBP1. Gene Ontology annotation, cellular component: MBF transcription complex; SBF transcription complex. NCBI's taxonomy places the organism in Eukaryota, Fungi, Ascomycota, Sordariomycetes, Magnaporthales, Pyriculariaceae. The transcript is spliced from 3 exons. The record is from RefSeq and is a predicted model, not a curated record. Gene Ontology annotation, molecular function: protein binding; transcription regulator activity; DNA binding. The coding region runs from base 610 to 2757 and encodes 715 amino acids.